AACCUGCAAACCCAAACAAACAGAUCAGACCAGUGACGUGUCGCGCGACUGUGCACCGGUCAGGUUGAGUUGGCAUUUUCUUGCAGAUAAGUGACACCUACGUCACUUCAGUGUUCUUGUGAAUACUAGGAGCCACGGCAGACUCCCAACAGCCAGCAGAGCAUCAGAGGCUCCAGACAAAACACUGAAGAACCAUAGAAGAAGAAGAUAUAGUUUUCCUUCACCACAACACGUGCAGUAUGGCUGUGUUACCCGAGACUCUCUGCCUUUUUGAUGUGGAUGGCACACUCACUCAGCCUCGGAAGAAAAUUGAACCUGUGAUGGCAGAGUUUAUGCUGAAGAUGAAGGAGAAGGUGCCUUGUGGCCUGGUGGGCGGCUCAGACCUCAACAAGAUAGCAGAGCAAAUGGGCGGCCUAGAGGCACUGAUGAAGUUUGACUACGUGUUUGCUGAGAAUGGUCUGGUGGCGUACAAAAAUGGUCAGUUUAUGAAGAAGGAGAGCAUCCAAAACCACAUGGGGGAGGAAAAGCUGCAGACAUUCAUCAACUUUGCCUUGCGCUACAUGUCUUCCCUCACUCUGCCUGUGAAGCGUGGCACCUUUAUUGAGUUCCGCAAUGGCCUAAUCAACGUUUGUCCUGUUGGUCGCAGCUGCUCCCAGGAAGAACGUGACCAGUUUGGGGAAUAUGACAAGGUUCACCACAUCAGGGAGAAGUUUGUGAAAGCUUUGGAGGAGGAGUUUCCCAACUCUGGCUUGGUGUUCUCCAUUGGUGGCCAGAUUAGCUUUGACGUGUUCCCCAAGGGCUGGGACAAGACCUACUGUUUACGUUAUGUGGAGAAUGACUUUAAGACAAUUCACUUCUUUGGGGACAAAACGGACAAAGGUGGCAACGACCAUGAGAUCUAUGAGGACACCCGCACAGUGGGGCACAAGGUCACCUCUCCUGAGGACACCAGGGUGCAGCUACAGAAGGUCCUUGGCAUUGAGUGUUAAUGGCAGCUGGUGUUUAGAGGAAUUAGAGAAUUGAGGUGAGGGUGUUCUACUGGAUGGUGCAUUCCCUUGUCUCACACUACACUUCAAGGCUCCACUGACACUUCCUUCACUGCCUUUACUCUUGACAGGGGCAUGUUUGGGUAUGUUUGUACUGACUAGGGAACCAUAUUUCUGGAGAUUGGAUUUAUUACUGCUUGUACUGGAAGCACUUUUAGCUGGGCUGAUAGGCAUAGUAGUGGCAGGUUCUUUGAUUCCUGAGAUAUGAUUCAUCUUAUUGAGCUGACGCACUGUAUUCUUGACACUAGAAAUACUGCGAGUGUCCACACCCCCUUGAUCACCUUCCUCACAUAACACAGCAGGGUGGGAUUUAUUACUCUCUUUCCUUAGUUUUAAAGAGUCAUGUUUAAAACUUUUCUUGUAUGAAUUACUAUCUACUUUAGGCAAAACAGCACCAGCAUUUCGGGUUGUGAUAGGCAACACUGAAACAGGAGUGGAACUAGUGGUAGUAGUGGCUGUGGUAGUGGUGAUGUUGGUGGUAGUGGAGGUAAUGCAAGCUGUGGAUGCUGCACUACCUGAAGCUGUACUGAGGUCCUGGGAAUCUAAGUCAGAAUGAGAUGUUGAGAAGUUACCCAAAAAGGCAAAUUCCUGAAGAGCUUCUUUUUCUUUGUCUCCAAAGCGUAGAAACAAGUCUCUUCGGCCAAUAACUGAGGGGCGGGGCACGGCUCCAGCCAGCACAAUGCGAUCCCCACCACUACGAUGUGAUGCUGUGGAAAAGAAUUAACAACAUGUAUAAUAAUUGUCUACUACUGGGUAACUUUACUAACUUUUAUCCAGAAGGUAAUGCAAACACUAAUUUAAAAUUAUGCAGAUCUUCAUGACAUCCUAAACAUAACACUACCAGAAAUGUCUUCCAACUGACCAAUGUAAGUAAUCCCUGUAAAAUGUUCUUCAGUGAAUAAAGAUUUACAAGGAAAAA
Scylla paramamosain (green mud crab) is the source of this 1965-nucleotide messenger RNA. RefSeq lists its product as uncharacterized. Lineage: Eukaryota; Metazoa; Arthropoda; Malacostraca; Decapoda; Portunidae. The record is from RefSeq and is a predicted model, not a curated record. The transcript has 9 exons. Gene Ontology annotation, biological process: GDP-mannose biosynthetic process; mannose metabolic process; protein N-linked glycosylation. Gene Ontology annotation, molecular function: phosphomannomutase activity. Gene Ontology annotation, cellular component: cytosol. The coding region runs from base 240 to 989 and encodes 249 amino acids.